Messenger RNA from Vitrella brassicaformis, 1603 nucleotides. NCBI's taxonomy places the organism in Eukaryota, Vitrellaceae. The record is from the annotation of a GenBank genome assembly.
CCGUCAUGCAUCACACUCAGACGUGUCAACGGCAAAUAUCACAUCAGUCUGGCGUGUCAUUGUGAUACGAGACAAAGACAUAAGCCUGUCUGUCCUAUGACGACGAGCUGUGCGUCGGUGUGUCUUAUUGUCCUGUACAUGAACACACCGAAGGACGUCCAGCCAUAGUCAGGGGGCUCAUAGGUCUGGCUAUGCAAGGAAAGCAUGGUCAGAGAGCAAUCAUUGAUACAGCUAAGCACUCGUCGAGAGGGCUCCGUCUCCCUACAUAUACGACACGUAUAUAUACACAGGUCAACUCAGCCCCCGAGGUAAGUCAGUAUCGAUCCUCGCUCAGUCACGUCAACACCCUGGCUCUUACCUAUCGAUAAGGGUCGCCUAUCAUGAAAUAUAUAUACAGUGCAUAGAUGUAGUUGUAGAGAAACUCGCCCACCAUCACAGGUAUGAACCAAUACAGCCAAUCGGACACGACCCCUGGCACCCAGUGGCUGGGACCGUCCCACUUGAUCUCAGAAAAUAUCCAACCAACCAGCCAGCAAAGCGGCACCAAACAGAAAUUCGCGGCACUCAGUCGCUUCUGAAAGAAGAAGAAGACAACUCAACAGCAGCCCGAGAAGGAGGGAGGGUGACUUACCGCAGCUUCAUCGUAACGGAUCAUCACCUGUCUCUCCACCAUUAUCACCUGGGCCGCUAGGUGGAGCACCCAGUCUACUGAGUCCUCCUCUGUAUCGCACACAAACUCAAAUAAAAGCACAGUACAAGAUACCCUCAUUCCUCAAUACAUACCAAGAUCCGAGUGGAACAUCUGGUAUUCGUUUGUCUGUCUGAUCCUGGAUUCGAUGCCUGUAGAAGAUACGAUGUUGACCUCUUUCCCCUGCCUCUUCCCUUAUGUGUCCCGCGCCUACAGUGAAGUAAGGCGCCGAUGUAGUGUGCGAUGACCCCGGACAGUCGAAUGAAUGUCCCUCUCGCAGCAAUCUCCACAAAGCUCUUCCAGAACUGGCCGCCCUUGUAGCCCAACACCACCGCCCCGAUCAGCAUCACAACGCACAGGAUCACAGUCGACGUAUUCUGCACAGAGAACACCACAGGCAAGAGCAAGGAUGGGCUCUAGAGAUGGGCUGUGGCUCACUAACUUUCCUCCUCCAUCGACCUACCCUGGCGCCGAUGGUCCAUUGAUGGGGCACCCAAGCCAUGAGGCUCCCGGCUCGUCUGCGUCUCCCAAUCCGUCCAGAAACGCCGUCGCGUCCGCUCCUUGUAGCAGUGUCGGACGCGCCGCAGUGGCUGCCAUGUCACUUGCUGCAUGUACCGCACAUACAGACAGACAGAAAAGAAAAUCAGACACAUCUUGGAGGCAUCUGCUGACAGACGUGUGCAUCAUGAUGUGCACAUGUGCAUCUUGCGUGCGCGGUGCGUGUGUGUACAAACGUCGCGGUUGGAUGUGUGGAUGGUGAAUUAUUGCUGCUGCUGACGAUUCUACACGUCAAUCUUGGGAGCCAAACACCUGCACACACACACCGACAAAGCAAUCUCCCCAUUCGCUGUCGGCACAUGCAGAGGACACCUCGGGAGAGAGGAGAGAGGGGAGGGAAAAGAAGGGCACCGAUCG